Molecule: messenger RNA, 1875 nt
Organism: Klebsormidium nitens
Lineage: Eukaryota; Viridiplantae; Streptophyta; Klebsormidiophyceae; Klebsormidiales; Klebsormidiaceae
Source: the annotation of a GenBank genome assembly
CCGUUUUCAACGCUUGAAGAAGUUUGCGUUUCGAUUUCACAGCUUCGAUUUCGAUACGCGAACAAGAAUAUCGCAACCACUUGAAGUUGGGUGCGCUGUCUUUUUCUCCGCCCGGCGCCCAUCUCCGCCUUUCCAGCCCAAACCUCACACCACUUGAAGAGCGGGCUUGUUUAUUCUCCAGAUCACGUUCACAGUUUCUGAGCUCGUCUCUCUCGCUGCUCUCUUUCACUUACUCGAUCGCCACACCCUGCUCUGGUCGACCAUUGGAGCCAUCUUAGUCUUUGCGUGUGCGUCUUGAUCGCUGCAGCAGAGGGUGCUUAUCUUUUAUUGAGGGGACAUCGAGUUCGUCACAAGAUGGUGCUAGAGGCGACGGUCAUCUGUUUGGAUAAUUCUGAAUGGAUGAGGAAUGGGGAUUAUUCGCCGUCAAGAUUCCAAGCUCAAGCUGAUGCAGUGAACCUUAUCUGUGGAGCGAAGACUCAGUCAAAUCCCGAAAAUACUGUUGGAUUACUCACGAUGGCAGGGAAGGGGGUCCGGGUGGUUGUGACGCCAACCCCCGACCUCGGGAAGAUUCUGUCCUCUAUGCACGGGUUAGAGAUUGAAGGCGUGACAAAUGUCCCCUCCGGAGUCCAGAUUGCACAGCUUGCACUAAAGCACCGCCAGAACAAGAACCAGCGCCAGCGGAUUGUGCUCUUUGCUGGCAGCCCUGUCGAUGCUGACAAGGAAUCGCUUGUGAGGAUCGGCAAGAAGCUGAAGAAGAACAACGUGGCUGUGGACAUUGUCAACUUUGGCGAGGAAGACCCCAGCAAGUUGGAGAAGCUGGAAGCAUUCCUCGGGGCCGUGAACAGCAACGACAACAGCCACCUGGUCACAGUCCCCCCCGGCGUUAACGUCCUCUCCGACGUCCUGAUCAGCUCGCCCGUGUUCACCGGAGACGGCGAGGGCGGCAGCGGUUUCGCGGCUGCCGCGGCGGCUGGGGCGGCCGCCGCCGCUGCCGGAGUGGGUGGGGGAGACGGGUUUAACUACGGGGUUGACCCUAACCUGGAUCCGGAGCUGGCGCUCGCGCUGCGGGUGUCGAUGGAGGAGGAGCGGGCGAGGCAGGAGAGAGCGGCCAAGGAGGCGGCGGAGAAGGGGGAGGGGGCGGCGGAGCAGGGAGAGUCUUCGGUUGCAGCGGCCGGCAAGGACGAAGCGAUGACGGAAGCUGGGAAGGACGCCGCGGCCCCGAAAGGUGACGCGCCCCCGCCGCUCGUCCCGGCGGACGACGAAGACGAGCAAAUGGACGAGGAGCAGAUGCUGCUGCAGCAGGCGCUGGCGCUGUCGAUGGCGGACGCGGGGGGAAGCAGCGACACCGCGAUGGCGGACGCCGGAGAAAGCAUGGACGCCGAACUGGCUGCGGCCUUGCAAAUGUCGGUUGCACAAGAGGCGGGCAGUCAACAGCCUGGCGCGGAAGCUUUAGCGGAUGCAGAUUUCAUAAACUCGGUGCUGGCCGGUCUGCCCGGCGUGGACCCAAAUGACGCCGCAGUUCGUGAGGUUCUGGCGGGUUUAGGAGGUGCCCAAGAAGGGGCUAAGAAAGACGAGAAGGAUAAAGAGAAGAAGGAUGGCAACGGCAAGGACAAGCAUUGAGGUCCAGAAAAUGUACGAGCAUUGGUACUCAAACGAUUGCUUGAACAUCAGCUGCGAGCAUGGCCUUCCUCUAUUGCUGCUACAUUGUCUCAACGAAGUUCAGCAACGGAAACAUACUUAAUGCUACUAAUCACGGUCUUUGAGACGCCCACUUCUUAAAAGAGUUGCCAGAACAACAUGAAGUGCAUCUUCUGACAAUGGAAGCUCCUAAAUCUUGUCAACCAUUGGUCAUGGAUGGUUGCAAGCAAUUGACCC